AUGACCAUCGGCAGAGUUUUAAAUUUUCAUGAAGGAUUUUACAAAUGCAGCAUUUCAGGAGCUGGAGAGUCACCAGUGAGCUGGCUGAAUGUCACAGGUAGUUCCAAAAAGGAAAGCCAUCCUGCCACACCUUGGAUUAUUGUCACUGUUUUAUUGGGUGUUGUGUUGGUGGUGGGGGCACUGCGUCACUUUGGGAAAGAUUACUGGGACAGAGCACUGCUCUAUCUGUCAACUAAGGUGCGUACUUCAGAUUCAACAGAGCGUCAAACAGAGGCCAGUGCACCUAAUGCAAGCAGAGCAACAUACGCUACUGUAAAUAAAAACAGGAAAAAAACAGAUGAAGAUGGAUUGUCUUCUGGACCCUGUUACUACCUCGUAGAACAGGAGUACGCUGAAGUAAAUGAAGAACCAGAAAAGUCCACUGCAAGAAGAACUUCGUCACAUGUCUAUCAACUUGUGGCAGAUGACACUUUUUAUUCUGUAUUACAAGAGGCCAUGGUUAUGGAUACACCAGUAAGAUUGUACUUUGCAAAAAGAAAUUGCCUGGAACAGGAAAAACUGAGAAACUGCUGCAAAUCCAGUCCACCACCCAUGAUCCUGCUGCUCAUCAGAAGGACCAGAAGCAAAUAGGCGGCAGUUCAGAGAAGGCCAGCCUGUUUCACUACUGAUCAUCUUAGAGUGGUGAUAAGCCAUUAUCCUGAUCAUCUGAUUGUUAUGAUGUCUGUGUUAUAUUGUAGAUGCCCUGUAAAGUGGCCUAACCCUACAUGGGCUAAGGUUAUGCAAGGCCUAAUGUAUUUAUUUUAUAUUUUGUGAAAUGAUAACUAAAACAACUCUGGUCUUUCAGGAAACAUUUGUAUUUUCUGUCUGGCUCAAAUGGCAAUGAAGU
This is a messenger RNA of Maylandia zebra (zebra mbuna), 886 nucleotides long. The record is from RefSeq and is a predicted model, not a curated record. NCBI's taxonomy places the organism in Eukaryota, Metazoa, Chordata, Actinopteri, Cichliformes, Cichlidae.